AUGUCAUAUCAGAAGCUGGGGAGUAGCUCUUGUGGUGACACUUUGAGGGUUCUUGAGGCUGAUAUUCACCUGGCAAAUGCAAUGGCCGCCGCAAUUCCAAAUGCAAAGAAUGGUGCACGCGUUCAAAUGAAACUGAUCUGCAAUCACUUGACUACUAUUGUUCUGUUUUUCCUCCGAUGGAUUGAUUGCUCCUGCACGUGUCUCUUCCCGAAAUAUCUGAAUCUUUUUGAUAUACUUAUCUACAAGGUUUAUAUGGACGGAAGGCCGAUAAAGACUCUUGGACGGAAAGCUAAAGUUCAAGACUUCUAUGCCAUCAUAUUGCCAACACUCUUGCAACUCCAUCAUGACUUUGUGGCGCCCGAUAAUACGGAAGAUGAAAAUAUGGGUCCUAAAAGUAUUGGUAAAAAGAGACUAGGAAGCGGUGGAUUGGCCAACUUAGGUACAGAGAGAGAUGAUGAAUGUGGGAUAUGCUUAGAGCCUUGCACCAAAAUGGUCUUGCCCAAUUGUUGCCAUGCAAUGUGCAUGAAAUGCUUCAAUGACUGGAACAAAAGAUCCAUGUCCUGUCCCUUCUGCCGUGGUAACUUGACGAGUGUCAUGCAGAAGGACUUGUGGGUUCUUACUGGCAAGGAUGAAGUGGUUGACCAGGAAACUGUUUCUAGAGAGGAGUUGCUCCAUUUCUACCUUUAUAUCAAAAGCCUGCCUAAAUAUUCCCCUGUUCCCAAAUUUGUGAUGUACCAUGAGCACUUAAUUUGA
Messenger RNA from Fraxinus pennsylvanica, 753 nucleotides. NCBI's taxonomy places the organism in Eukaryota, Viridiplantae, Streptophyta, Magnoliopsida, Lamiales, Oleaceae. The record is from the annotation of a GenBank genome assembly.